UGAAUAAAAAUUAUUACUGUGUAUAAUUUGAUUUUCUAUACAGCAUAUCCCAGAAUAAUCAAGAAAUUCGAUAAUUGAUUAAAUUAAAUCUAUCGCAUAAUUCUCGCAAGUAAGAUGAGUAAUAUGUAACGGAUCACAUGGUUGACGCACUUAUCAGAUAUGCUAUCAGGAUUGGCUAUAGUAGGUGUGUAUCUACUGUGACUAAAUAUGUAGUAAUCGCCUGCGCAUAAAAUCAGGGCGGACAUCAUGAUGUUUAACAUUAUUGCAUUGUUGCUUUUAUUUCUGUGCAACCACUGUUGGUGUGAUAUAUGUAUAACCUGUGCAUGCUCUAUCUCAAAUACAGGACCAAUUAUUGAUUGUCAUGACAGACACUUGGGAACUAACGAAGUUCUUACCUUCGAUCUUUUCACCUUCGAUAAGCAUAGACCACUAAACAAACUUAUUCUUUCAAAAAACAAUAUAGUGCUUCUACCUCUAAAUGAAUUAAAACAUCUGAAACACUUGAAAAAAUUGGAUUUGUCUCAAAAUAAACUGGAUAAUAUACAUGCGGACAUCUUCAAGACCUUAAACGAGCUUGAAGAUUUAGAUUAUUCUAGCAAUUCACUCUGGGGCUUCGAUGUUUCCACUCUAAAUACAGCUUCUUUCCUCUCCAAACUUAAUCUGAGUCAUAAUCACAUCAACAAUUUGGAGAAAAACUCUGGAAAUGCAACAACAAAAUUGAAAAUCCUUGAUGUGUCUCGCAACAGUCUCAUUGAUUUGAAUUUCCUUGAUGGUACACCGGCGUUGGAAUAUUUAAAUCUCUCCUUCAAUAAAUUUACCACUCUCUCGGCUAAUCCUUUAGUUAAUAUGCAGCAUCUGAAGAUUCUUCGCGUUAACAAUAAUCAACUUCACUCUCUAAAUUUUCAAAAUCUUCCAUCGUCACUGUUGGAACUACACACGGAGAACAAUCUUAUUAAUACCAUGUCAUUCCAAAGAUCAUCGAUUCAUACCUUAAACAUUCAAAACAAUAAUAUUUCUAACAUACAUAACAAUUUAACAUUACUAGAAGAAUUAAAAAAUUUAAAUAUUAGUAGAAAUUUUUUAUCAGAUUUUCCGGAAAUUUUUCUGAAAAGUUUGGAAAUGCUAGAUGUUUCCUUCAAUGAUUUAACAAUAAUACCUGAAAGCAUUUCUGUGAAAAAUUUUCCGAAUUUAAGAGUUUUUAAAGCCAAUGGAAAUCGUCUGAAAGACAUAAGAAUUUGGUCUGAAUUGAAUUUGGAAUUAUUUGAAGUAAGAUUUAUAGAGACGAUUGAGAAGAUUGACAAAGAAUCAUUUCUAAUGUUAAAGGAGAGAAAAAAUGGUUGUAUUAAUGUAACUAUUUCGAGUAAUACAAAAUUGAGUAUGAUUCAAGAAAAUGUUUUUCAACAUAUGAACAUAUGCUCUCUAGAUUUGAGCAACAAUCAUUUCAUUCACUUGCCAUCAGAGCUAUUUAAUAUAAAAGCUUACAAUAAAAAUGUUUCAAAUUUAAGCUAUCUCAUUAAUCUGCAAGGAAAUCCAUUUAUUUGCAAUUGCUCAUUGCAAUGGAUGUUGAACGAAUUAGUCCCAAAACUUUACGUUAGAAAACUCAGCCUUUUAGAAGAUUUGAGAUGUGCUGGCCCACCGCCAUUAGCCAACAAAAGAAUGAUCCAUUGGUAUAAAUGGAAGGGAGAAGUCUUUUGCAAUGAGUCUUCACAUUUUUCGGAGAGAAUAACCGUUAACGUUGCAAGUGUUUCUAGUAAACAGGUCGUGACAUUCAGUACUGGUCCUGGAAUGAUUGCUGUUUUGGCCACGGCGAUCGCUCUGCUUGCAAUUCUAAUGAUAAUCGGCAUUCUAUUGACUCGAAGAAUGAUGACGAAGAGAAGACGAAUCAAUCGUAGACUUUAAAUUUCUUUAUUCUUAUAAAAACAUGAGGACUGUUUUAUUGGGAAAAAAUAUAAAAGAUAUUUUUUAUUUUCUUAGCACAACUUACAUAAUAUGCAAUUGAUGCAAGUUCUUGCAAAAAUUGCAUAAAUUAGCUGUUAUAAUUUAUAAUCCUUUUUUAAAUUUUUUACUAUAGUACUUAUUGUGUAACAGGAACGGUCUGCAAUCAUAUAUAAUAUACAAUACAAUUUAUAUAAAGAAACAUGUCAAAAAUCUCAUCUUUGUGGAUACAUGCAUACUUUAGUAGUUACAAAAUAAACUUACUUUAAUAA
Molecule: messenger RNA, 2207 nt
Organism: Vollenhovia emeryi
Lineage: Eukaryota; Metazoa; Arthropoda; Insecta; Hymenoptera; Formicidae
Product: toll-like receptor 8
Exons: 5
Coding region: 247-1899 (550 amino acids)
Molecular function (GO): protein binding
Source: RefSeq, a predicted model, not a curated record